This is a messenger RNA of Physeter macrocephalus (sperm whale), 243 nucleotides long. RefSeq names its product binder of sperm protein homolog 2-like. Gene Ontology annotation, molecular function: heparin binding. Gene Ontology annotation, cellular component: cell surface. The record is from RefSeq and is a predicted model, not a curated record. NCBI's taxonomy places the organism in Eukaryota, Metazoa, Chordata, Mammalia, Artiodactyla, Physeteridae. Bases 1 to 243 code for a protein of 80 amino acids. The transcript has 3 exons. Gene Ontology annotation, biological process: sperm capacitation.
AUGGGGGCAGCUGCGUUCUUUAACCAUUCCUGUACCUUUCCAUUUGCGUAUGGCGACGUUAUCUACUACAGCUGCAUCUCCGUCCGCAGUGAUCAUGCCUGGUGUUCUAUUGAUGAGGUAUUCCAAGGCAGAUGGCGGUACUGUACCGCGGAAGAUCCCCCAAAGUGUACCUUCCCUUUCUUGUACAGAAAUAAACUCUUUGCUAGUUGCACCAAGGAAGGCUAUGUUUUGAGUAGGAGUUGA